Molecule: messenger RNA, 4124 nt
Organism: Notolabrus celidotus (New Zealand spotty)
Lineage: Eukaryota; Metazoa; Chordata; Actinopteri; Labriformes; Labridae
Gene: snx17
Product: sorting nexin 17
Exons: 15
Coding region: 694-2112 (472 amino acids)
Biological process (GO): intracellular protein transport; signal transduction
Cellular component (GO): early endosome
Molecular function (GO): phosphatidylinositol binding
Source: RefSeq, a predicted model, not a curated record
UCUAGAUAGGAUCCACUGAACACAGAAAGGCUUCACGGCGCUGCUGCAUCUCCCUCUCUCUCUGUCAUUUCUAUCACAUUUUAUCCUCCUUCACUUUAUAUCCGUCUACAGCAAACUUAGGAGGCAGUAAAAACCAAGCAGAGUCGACACAAGUGCGUUUGUCUCCUCUUUUAUCUCGAAAGGUUUGCCAACGGCUCUGCGACGCUGUGUUGUUUGAACCAACUGCCCGUUUUUAUCCGUCAAACUUCACCUGGUGACUCUAAUGGAGGAAGUUAUCUGUGAACUCUGAGACUCUAAAAAGACAGUAGGUGGAUUUAAGUUGUCACAUUUUACUCCAAAGUGUGCGAAAAGGAGGUUUUUAAACGCCUGGAAGUGAAGGUGUAAUUAAUUGACACUUGCAAACAUGGCUGCUGCUGCGGGGACGGCAGUCAGAAAAGUUUGACACACUGACGUGGGAGAAGUUUGAUGUGAAGUUGGUUCAUGAGUUCAUCUGGCAGAUUGUAAAGUCGUCACUCAGCCUGGCACCGCUUUCCCCGGACUGACAACCCCAGUGGAUGAACCGUGUGAGAGCCCCCUCCUCCUCCACCUCCUCCUCCUCUUCCUCCUCCUCCGACAGUCACUGCAGUGGUGGACUUUGUGGACAAACUGUGGUGUCUUCGUCUCCAAGGACCUCUCGUCGUGUCUCCAGCUAAAAUGCAUUUUUCCAUCCCUGAAACGGAGGUUCGAUCGGGGGAGAAUGGAUCAACUUAUGUGGCCUACAACAUCCACGUCAACGGCGUGCUGCACUGUCGGGUACGCUACAGCCAGCUCCUCGGCCUCCAUGAACAGAUAAAGAAAGAAUAUGGCAGCAAUGUGGUGCCUGCAUUCCCUCCAAAGAAGAUCUUCACGCUGACUCCUGCUGAGGUCGAACAGAGGCGAGAGCAGCUGGAGAAAUACAUGCAGGCCGUGCGUCAGGAUCCCUUACUCGGAGCCAGUGAGAUGUUCAACAGCUUCUUAAGGAAAGCACAGCAGGAGACGCAGCAGAUUCCCACAGAAGAAGUCGCUCUCGACAUCUGCCUCUCCAACGGUCAGAAGGUCACAGUCAACAUCCUGACUUCAGAUCAGACGGAGGACGUCCUUGAUGCUGUUGCAACAAAGCUGGACCUCCCAGAUGAGCUGGUCGGUUACUUCAGUCUCUUCCUGGUCAGAGAAUGUGUGGACGGAGGUUUAACAUUUGUGCGGAAGCUGCAGGAGUUUGAGCUGCCUUAUGUAUCCAUCACCAGCUUGAGGAGCUCCGAAUUUCACAUAAUCCUGCGGAAAAGCUACUGGGACAUGGCGUACGACGGUGAUGUCAUGGACAACAGAGUGGGCCUGAAUCUGCUCUACGCACAGACUGUGUCUGACAUUGAGAGAGGCUGGAUACUCGUCAACAAAGACCAGCACCGGCAGCUCAAAUCACUACAGGAGAAAGGCUCCAAGAAAGAAUUCAUCCACCUCGGUCAGACUCUGAAAUAUUACGGCUACAUCAAGUUCGACCCGUGCAUCACCGACUUCCCCGAGAAGGGCUGCCAAGUCAUCGUCAGCGCCGGCAACAAUGAGCUCAACUUCCACGUCAAGCUGCCAAAUGAACAAAUGAAGGAGGGGAGCUUCAAGGUGACGCGCAUGAGGUGUUGGCGAGUCACGUCUUCACAAGUCCCAAUCACCAACGGCACGACCAAUCCCUGCAGCUCGUCCAAAUGUGAGGUCAAACUGGAGCUGGCCUUCGAGUAUCUGAUGAGCAAGGACCGGCUGCAGUGGGUCACCAUCACCAGUCAGCAGGCCAUCAUGAUGAGUAUCUGCCUUCAGUCCAUGGUGGACGAGUUGAUGGUGAAGAAGUCGGGCGGCAGCAUAAAAAAGAUGCUGAGGAAACGACACAACGGCUCCAUCCACCGGCCAGACAGUCAGCAAGCUGUGAAAUCCCCCCCUCUACUGGAAUCUCCAGACCAGAACCGUGAACAGAUCGUCAAACUCUCAACCAAGCUGAGCUCGGUGUCCCUGCGAGGAAUCAGCGCCUCCAACUCCGCCAACGACAUCAGCGGCAACGAUUUUCACGGCAACUACGCUUUCGAGGGCAUCGGGGAUGACGACCUGUAACCUUCCCCCCCACCCCCCCACCCCACGACCCCGUCCUCCGCCCCUUCUACAUCCCACUCUCAGCGACUGGGACGACAAAGAUUACAAGCUGAGCUGAGCCGAGCCGAGCGGAACCAACUCGGGGCGUCCGAGUCUGCGAGAUUGUAGCUUCUUCCUGGAGAAAUCGCUGCCUUAAGCUCUCAUUUAAUCUUUGACAGAUUACGUCUUUUUGUUCUCUUUUUUUUUCUCUAAAACGCCUCGUGAAUUGAGUUUUAGCUUCAAUCAUUUCAAUUUAAAGCUCGUCCCUGUGUUGUUCAACUUGUGGCAACAUACAGUAAAUAGCAUGUGAAGCUACAGGUACUCAGAUAGGGACGCUUUCAGUAUGUCAUGGUCUCAAAGUUUCCUGCUUCAUUCACAUCGAUUACUGUCAUCAGCAAUAUACGUGAAGUUCUCUUAAUGCUGUUCAAUAAGUAAGGUACAAACUAAACUUAAUAUAUGAUAGAGUACAUGAAGAAAAACCUCCCUCAGUGGCUGCAUGUUCCCUUCCUGAGCAGAGAGCCAAAUGUUGAGUUCGACCUGGCACUAGUGAUACCGCAGCAGAGCUGGAUGUUUCCAGAUUCAGAGUCCAGUGAAUGUGUUUGAAAAUUGAUCUCCAAACUGUAGACUUCUCACAGCAGCCGCUUACUUUCUGUGCGUGAUCGACGUCCGGCUUGGCUAGAAACCAAAAUGUCGUGUUUUGAUACUGCAAGCAGAUGCUCUGCGUCAUGCUCCUCACGUGCCAAGUCAGGUCCGGAUCUCUGCAGAGUCACAGGACUUAGUUUGUUCGAGGCACAGUCGCUCAUGCUGCCUUCAGAAAUAGUCUGAUGCCUUAAUUCUCUUUCUCGUUUCGCGGGCUACCAUAUCAUUCAGCAGAAACACAAACACACGUGAUCGUCUGCGGGCGUCGUUGCGUCCUGCAGAUCUCAAUAGAUGGUUGAUUUGGCCGAGCUGCUUGCACUUGCUGAAGCCAUCGUUUUUUGCACAGUAUUACCGGAGGAGACGAGUGUGUGAGUGGACGUUUGAACACGUGUGUGUGGGGCUCUUUAAAUCCAUCGUUGAUUUUUUUUAAUUUUUUUUUUAAAAGACCAAUUUUUUAAAGGUUUCUCAUAAAUGCCAAAUUAUAGUUUACUAAAGCAUUUUGCACAAAAUAAACAUAAAAAUUAUGACAAUGUCACUUUUUAUAUUAUGUACAUGCUAUUAAGUAUUCUGAACAUUUACUAAUAUCUUUAUCAUCAAUAGCUUAUGUAAUCAAAUAGAUCAAAUGUAAUCUAAGCUGUAUAGACCGCAGAGUGUAAAUGGACUAACAUUUAUCAUUGUUUACAUCAUGUGUAGAGGACUUUUUUUUUUUAGUUCAAAUGUAAAGUGUUUACAAAUUUUGCAUCUGAUCUUCUUCGUCUUGUUCUGUUAUUUUGGGCGAGUGAUGUUUUUUUUAGGAGCGUUCCCUCCGGGGUUUCAGUUCAUUGUAAUUUGUACGUACAUUGUGCCAAUCAUCUCAGAGGAUUUAGAAGGUGCUUGGAUGAAGAGGCUAAUGUGAUCACAAGUGCUGGAAAAGAACAAAACUCAAAGUGAGCGAGCAACAAAAAUGAACAUAUCCCGAUUUUUUUAAACGACGUGUCAUUCCAUUUUUAUAGCUGUGUGCAUCUGUCAGUGUUUUUACGCCUCUGAGUAUAAAACAGAUGCCAACCUAUCAACAAUUUACUCUCACUCGUAGCCAGAACUGUAAACGAAAUGUUCUCUCUGACUCGUUCUGACUCCUGUUUUUUUAUUUCUAAUCUCUUCCUGUCACAUUCCUUGUACGCUGACGACGCUGCGAGGUCCAUUAAUGUGUAGGUGCCAAAUUUUUGAAGUGCAUUUUUCAUCAGCGUUACUUUUCACAACUUCAUAAAGAUUGUAUUGACUUCAUUCAUUCAUUCCACUAUGUUUCAUUUUUGAUUUGAGUGGGGAAAGUCAGUGACGGCUGUCAUGAUGCUACAAUAAACUCUGAGAUUAGCUGA